AGAUGGGGUCGGGCGCGGGCUCGCCCUCGGGGACCCUCCGCUUCCAGUGGGUGCUACUGUUCGGCCUGGUGGGCCCAGCCCUCGGUGGGGCGCGACCAGGUUUUCAGCAAACCUCACAUCUCUCUUCCUAUGAAAUUAUAACUCCGUGGAGAUUAACUAGAGAACGAAGAGAAGCCCCUCGGCCCCAUGCAGAACAGGUAUCUUAUGUCAUUCAAGCCGAAGGGAAGGAGCACAUUAUCCACCUGGAGAGGAACAGAGACCUGUUGCCUGAAGACUUUGUGGUUUAUACCUACAACGAGGAGGGGGCCCUGAUCGCUGACCAUCCUAAUGUACAGAAUCAUUGUCAUUAUCGGGGCUAUGUGGAAGGAGUUUAUAAUUCAUCCGUCGCCCUUAGCAACUGUAUGGGACUCAGGGGGUUGCUGCAUUUAGAGACUGUGAGUUAUGGGAUUGAACCCCUGCAAAACAGCUCGAGUUUUGAGCACAUCCUUUACCGAAUGGAUGAUGUCCUCAAAGAACCCCUCCAGUGUGGGGUUUCCAAUAAGGAUGUGGAGAAAGAGACCACAAAGUUGGAAGAGGAGGAGCCUCCCAGCAUGACUCAACUACUUCGAAGAAGAAGAGCCAUCCUGCCCCAGACCCGCUACGUGGAGCUGUACAUUGUCGUAGAUAAGGAAAGGUACGACGUGAUGGGGAGCAAUCAGACUGCCGUGAGAGAGGAGAUGAUCCGCCUAGCAAGCUACCUGGACAGCAUGUAUAUUAUGUUAAAUAUUCGAAUUGUCCUAGUUGGACUAGAGAUUUGGACAAGUGGAAAUCCAAUCAGCAUCAGCGGAGGUGCUGGUGACGUGUUGGGGAACUUUGUACAGUGGCGGGAAAAGUCCCUGACUACACGUCGGAGACACGACAGUGCACAGCUCGUUCUAAAGAAAGGUUUCGGAGGGACUGCAGGAAUGGCCUUUGUGGGCACGGUGUGUUCGAGGAGCCACGCAGGCGGGAUUAAUGUGUUUGGGCAAAUCACUGUGGAGACAUUUGCUUCCAUUGUGGCCCAUGAGCUGGGUCAUAAUCUUGGGAUGAAUCAUGACGACGGGAGAGAUUGUUUCUGUGGAGCAAAGAGCUGCAUCAUGAACUCAGGAGCGUCAGGUUCCAGAAACUUUAGCAGUUGCAGUGCAGAGGACUUUGAGAAGUUAACUUUAAAUAAAGGAGGAAACUGCCUUCUUAAUAUUCCAAAGCCUGAUGAAGCCUAUAGUGCUCCCUUCUGUGGUAAUAAGUUGGUGGACCCUGGGGAAGAGUGUGACUGUGGUACUCCAAAGGAAUGCGAAUCAGACCCUUGCUGUGAAGGGAGCACCUGUAAGCUUAAGGCAUCGGCCGAAUGUGCCUACGGGGACUGCUGUAAGGACUGCUGGUUCCUUCCGGGAGGUACUGUCUGCCGAGGAAAAACCAAUGAAUGUGAUCUUCCGGAGUACUGCAACGGCUCUUCUCAGUUCUGUCAGCCAGAUGUUUUCAUUCAGAAUGGAUAUCCUUGCCAGAAUAGCAAAGCCUACUGCUACAAUGGCAUGUGCCAGUAUUACGACGCUCAGUGUCAAGUCAUCUUUGGCUCAAAAGCCAAGGCUGCCCCCAAAGAUUGUUUCAUUGAAGUGAACUCUAAAGGGGACAGGUUCGGCAACUGCGGCUUCUCCGGCAACGAGUACAAGAAGUGCGCCACGGGGAACGCCCUGUGUGGGAAGCUUCAGUGUGAGAAUGUGCAGGAGAUGCCGGUGUUCGGGAUUGUGCCUGCGAUUAUUCAGACGCCCAGUCGCGGCACCAAGUGCUGGGGUGUGGAUUUCCAGCUAGGAUCCGAUGUCCCAGACCCUGGGAUGGUGAACGAAGGCACGAAAUGUGAUGCGGGCAAGAUCUGUAGAAACUUCCAGUGCGUAAAUGCUUCUGUGCUGAAUUACGAUUGUGAUAUUCAGAAUAAGUGUCAUGGACAUGGGGUAUGUAAUAGCAAUAAGAAUUGUCACUGUGAAAAUGGCUGGGCUCCUCCAAACUGUGAGACUAAAGGCCACGGAGGAAGCGUGGACAGUGGACCUACAUACAAUGAAAAGAACACUGCCUUGAGGGACGGGCUGCUGGUGUUCUUCUUCGUCGUCGUCCCCCUUAUUUUAUUUGCCGUUUUCAUCUUCGUCGAGAGAGAGCACCUUCGGAGGCGCUGUUUCAGGAGGAAGAGAUCACAGACAUACGAAUCAGAUGGCAAAAAUCAAGCCAAUGUUUCUAGACAGCCAGUGAGUGCUCCUCGGCAUGUCCCUCCAGUGAGUCCGCCUAGAGAAGUUCCUGUCUAUGCAAACAGAUUUCCGGUACCAGCUCAUGCAUCCCGGCAGCCUCCGCAGUUCCCAUCCAGGCCACCUCCACCACAGCCGAAAAUAUCAUCUCAGGGAAAUUUAAUUCCUGCUCGCCCUGCCCCAGCACCGCCUUUAUAUAGCUCCCUCACUUGAUUUUUUUAUCUUCCUUUUUGCAAAUGUCUUCAGGGAACUGAGAAUACAUUUUUUUUUCCUGAUAUUUUCUUGAAAAGCCUUUCUUCCGGUCAGAACUCUGAAUGAAAACAAAGUACAAGACAAACUUUACUAACACAGAAAAGCAAAAACCGAGUGUGUGGGUUGAGAAAUACAAGGAGAUGAAGUAAAUCCAGGGAAUUUGGGGUAACAUUUCCGUUUCCGUCUUUGACUGUCUUACUCGGCCCUCUGUGAGGGUGAUGCCCUCGACGUGGCCUGUCUUAUGUUGACCGUGUUACUGCAGCGAUGAACUGUAUGGAUGUCCGCCUGUCAUCAUGCACUUAACUGUGAAUUUCCCACUUUAGUUAUCGUUAACGUAGUUUCUGGUUGAACAUGUGACAACCUAAUACCUAUGAAAGUCGAUUAGCUGCCAAUAAUAUCUUAACAUUUUUUCGUGUUGCACGGAUUAAUCAUCACCAUAUACUAGAGUCUCGUCUCAUUCACUACGUGAACUAUCCCGUCUUCAGAAGAGUGCACAAAAAUCACGAUUAAGAUGUAAUAUUAUUUUGAAAGUACAAAAUACUCUAAAAGAGUGUGUGUGUGUUCACACACAGUUAUCAGUUUCCAUUUUUAUGAUCUUUCAACUAUAGAUAAUUACUAUUAGAAGAAUUAAUUUAAUAGAAUUUCUAUUAUGAAAUCUCUUGUUAAAGCAUGGCAUCCUUUUUGCAGUAGCAUUAUUUUAAAUUAUUGUAUGCUUUCAGGUACGAGGUAUUUAAUAGCUCUAAUCAAAUAUGUUGAUUCAUGGCUAUAGUAAAGCACUGAGCAUCUAUUGUUAAUCAACUGAGCUGUUGUAAAACCACUUGAGAAUUUCAUGAGCACUUUAAGUUUGAAGUCUGAUUUUUCAAAGCUUGCUAUAAAUCAUUUAGAAUGUUUACAUUCACUAAAGUGUGCUGGAUCAUGUCUCUGUUGACACUAAUAUUUUCAUAGAAAUUAGGGUGAAGAAAAGAAGAAAGAAAAGGUUUUCUUAGAUAAAUACAAAAAGUGUCCUGUCUGAGUUAUCUCAGCUGUGUUAAAAAAUGAAUUUUUACUUUGGGAGAAAUGGUAUGGACAAUAUAAUUUUAAGCACUUAAAAAUUUUUCAUAACCUUUCAUAAUAAAGUUUAAUAAUAGGUUUAUUAACUGAAUUUCAUUAGUUUCUAAAAUUUUUUUGUUUGUGUAUAUAUACAUAUACAAAUAUAACAUUUACAAUAAAUACUUGAAAACGUC
Molecule: messenger RNA, 3724 nt
Organism: Tupaia belangeri chinensis (Chinese tree shrew)
Lineage: Eukaryota; Metazoa; Chordata; Mammalia; Scandentia; Tupaiidae
Gene: ADAM9
Product: ADAM metallopeptidase domain 9
Exons: 22
Coding region: 3-2462 (819 amino acids)
Biological process (GO): membrane protein ectodomain proteolysis; transforming growth factor beta receptor signaling pathway; cell-cell adhesion mediated by integrin
Cellular component (GO): plasma membrane
Molecular function (GO): integrin binding; metalloendopeptidase activity
Source: RefSeq, a predicted model, not a curated record